AUGUUGUUCCAGCGUCGAGCUAUCGUAAGUACAGCACGAGCGCUCUAUCCAAACGUCCCACGACCACCCACGACUCUACGAGCAUUCUCUACGACACCGGCAACCAGGGGCAAAGACUCCAAGGUCUCGCGUGAUCCUCCCAAGCAUGAGAUGGUCUACUUCCCCAAGCUUACCUCGGAAGUGAGAGCCUUCGGACAGUUCAGGAAGGUGUUACAUACCGGCCUCUACAGUCAAGUCGUGACGAUGGAGGUCCCAGUGGGAGGUGACAUCGGUGACGAGGUCCACACUGUCGAUCAAGUCCUGAUUUUCACAGGUGGUGAGGGGAAGGCUACAGUGGCAGGCAAGGACCAGGAUGUGAAAGCAUCAGACGUCGUUGCUGUACCAGCAGGCACACAGCAUCAGUUCAUCAACACCAGCACUCCAGCAGAGCACGACCCACAGACCGUCCACAAGACGAAGGAAGGGGGCGAUGAAGAGGAAGAGAGCGGCAAGGACGAGGCGCCAGAGUGGUUGCAGCAAUCAAAGGAUGCGAAUGAGCAGAAUGGUCUGGUCAAGGAAGAAGGUGGACCAUACGAGAAUGGCGAUGAUGGAAGACACCAGAUGUCGUAG
Fulvia fulva is the source of this 609-nucleotide messenger RNA. RefSeq lists its product as uncharacterized. The transcript is spliced from 3 exons. Bases 1 to 609 code for a protein of 202 amino acids. NCBI's taxonomy places the organism in Eukaryota, Fungi, Ascomycota, Dothideomycetes, Mycosphaerellales, Mycosphaerellaceae. The record is from RefSeq and is a predicted model, not a curated record.